Molecule: messenger RNA, 1416 nt
Organism: Lepidothrix coronata (blue-crowned manakin)
Lineage: Eukaryota; Metazoa; Chordata; Aves; Passeriformes; Pipridae
Gene: CCR9
Product: C-C motif chemokine receptor 9
Exons: 3
Coding region: 1-1416 (471 amino acids)
Biological process (GO): chemotaxis; immune response; G protein-coupled receptor signaling pathway
Cellular component (GO): membrane
Molecular function (GO): chemokine receptor activity; scavenger receptor activity; chemokine binding
Source: RefSeq, a predicted model, not a curated record
AUGGCGGGCACGGCCAGGAAACGGCGGCGUCAGCUGACGGCUCCGCCGGGAAACGGGCAUCCUUCCUCCCGCCCCAGCGGCACCCACGGCACCGCCCUCAGCGCCCUGACUCCUCCUGCCUUUGCCUCCCGCCACCUCCCAGGAGACUUCCCCUGUGGAGACCGUCGUCUGCCCCUGGCUACGGAGCCUCCUUCAAUACUGAGUAACAAUCUGGCUGAAGAUGGCAGCUGCAAGCAUAAUGUCGUAUUGCAGGUCACCCACCCUGACAAGACCAGCCUGGAUUACUACAGGAAUGACAGCGCAGUGCUGUUCCUGUGUGGAAACCCAGUGAACAACACAGACUUUAUGUGCGACAAGAGGCAGGUCAGGCAGUUCUCUCAAGCCUUCCUGCCGGUGUUUUUCUGGCUUAUCUUCACUGUGGGCACAGUAGGAAAUGCUUUGGUUGUGCUUGUCUAUUGCAAAUACCACUUCAGGAGAAGUAUGAUGGAUCGGUACCUGCUGCACCUGGCCAUCGCAGACCUGCUGCUCCUUUUCACCCUCCCGUUCUGGGCCAAGGCUGCUUCUGAUGGCUGGAUCUUCAAGGACUUCAUGUGUAAAGUCGUCAACAGUCUGUAUAAGAUCAACUUCUAUGGCUGCAGCUUGCUUCUGACCUGCAUCAGCUUUGACAGGUACAUCACUAUUGUCCAGGCAAUGAAAGCUAAAACUUCUAAGCGAAGGUGGCUCCUGCGCAGCAACCUCAUGUGCUUGGCUGUCUGGCUGACAGCGCUGGGCAUGUGCAUCCCAGAAAUCAUAUACAGCCAAACCAUGCAGGUGGGUGACAUAAUAGUUUGCAAAAUCACAUACCCACCAAAUGUCAGCAGGAUCUUCAGACUUACCAUGCUGGUCUUGAAAGUCACAAUUGGAUUCUUCUUCCCACUCCUUGUCAUGGUUAUUUGUUAUGCUCUUAUCAUCAAGACCCUCCUACAAGCCAAAAGAUCCCAAAAACAGAAGUCGGUGAAGAUCAUCACCAUGAUCAUCACGGCUUUCCUCCUCUCUCAGUUCCCGUACAAUAUUGUUUUGCUGGUCAAAGCCAUCAGCACCUACACCGGGGCAGUGUACAGUUGUCAGGCUGCCAACCAGCUGGACAUCGGGCUGCAGGUCAGCCAGACCAUCGCCUUCCUCCACAGCUGCCUCAACCCCUUCCUCUAUGUCUUUGCUGGUGAGCGCUUCAGGAUAGCGCUGGGCAGGAUGGUGCAAAGCAGUGGCUGCUGCCGAAGCAGGGUCCAAAAGCAGUUCUCCUCUGCCUGCGACAGCCAGGAGCACAGCUCAAACUGGUCCUUUACCAUGCUGGGGAGGCAGCGGGUGAGGAACUCCCUGAUCCUUAGCGCUCACUUGACCUCCUCUGUUAUGUCCCCUCCUUGCAAAGUCCUCUUGUAA